GUCAGUCUUCUUUUCAAGAGGCGAUGUCAUGCACCGACAGCCCCUCAGAGGGCGCUGUGGGGCAGCAGCUGGAGCUGCGGAAUGAGGGCCACGCCGAUGGGUUCUUUGCUGUGGCUCAGCAGCUGAGAGAACAGCGCCAUCUCGUGGACGUGGUUGUCACCCUGGGCCUAAGGGACUACGACGCCCACAGCGCUGUCCUUGCUGCAGUGAGCUCGGUCUUCCGGCAGCGCUUGGAAUGUGGGGAGCAUGGCAAGGUGGAGCUGGAUGGCGUGACCACACCAUGCGGCUGGGAGGCCAUCUUGAAUUUUGCCUACACUGGGGAGCUGGAGGCCACACCAGAGAAGGCUGGGGAGAUCUUGGAUGCUGCGGAGGCCCUGGGCGUCCCUCGCGUGGCCGAGAUUUGCAAGGCGGUGUUGAUUGGGUUGGAGGCAGAGGACAGGCUGAGUCCAGAGGAUGAGAAAUGGGAGACACUGCGGGGCCUGGAGGAGCUUUAUGAGAAAGGCAUCGGCUGGGACCUGGAGCUUAAAGCUGAGGAAGAUAUCUAUCAAGGUGAACAAGGCAGAGCUUGAGGGGAAGCCCCACAUACUGAUAGGAAAGGGAUCUGUGAGGUGGGAUGGAAUGGGAAGGCUAGAUGUUUUGGGUUGGGGACUAUAGGUUCCUAACUGAGAUAUGGCUGUUGGGUCCCCUGAUCUCAUCUUCCCUCCUUCCAGUUCACCGACUAGCCUUGGCCUGCGGCUGCGAGUUCUUCCACGGCAUGUUCACCAGCGGCAUGAAGGAAUCCCGCCAGGCGGACGCCCCUCUCUGCACCCGCUUCACCUCAACUGAUCUGGGCCUGGUCAUCUCCUUCGUGUACUCGGGAACACUGGCAGGUGGAUGGGACAACCUCUUUGAUGCUGCCCAGGCUGCCCUCCAGUAUCAGGUCUCCGGCAUCUUGGAACUCUGCCUGGAUUUCUUCCGCCACAAGCUGACUCCCGAAUCCAGCUUGGAUGUCCUCUCUUUCGCACGUGCCUAUGGCCUUCAUGAUCUGGAAAGCGCCGCAGAGAACUUUGUGCUGAGGAACUUUGCUCACGUCACGAGGACGCCCAAGUUCCUGGACCUUCCAGCCAGCCAGCUAGUGCACUUCCUCAGCUCUGAUGCCCUCUAUAUCCUCAAUGAAUUGGAGGCCUUCCAAGGAGCCAUCCGAUGGCUGGAAGCUGACCGGGAAGGACGGAUGGACUGUGCUGAGCAAGUCUUGCGUUGCAUCAGGUUCCCUCUGAUGUCUACCCGGGAGCUCAAACAGGUUCGCGCAGUAGAAAUGAUGGCCUCCCCAGGCCGGCUCUAUAGCCUCAUGGUCGAGUCCUUAGCUAGCAUCCCACCAGGCCCUUCCAAGCUGGAGCAACUCCCUUGCCGGGUGAGGUACCCAGAGAAGGUGAUUGCCAUCAGCGGAGGAGAUACGCUGGCAAAGAAUAUGGCCACUCGCAGCCCUAGCCGGGACUUAUGGUUCACCCACCGGUUCAUUAGCAGCAUCGGAUUGGUCAAGCAGGUUGAGUGGCGUCGUCUUGGGGAGCUCCCAGAGGGGGCACGCUUCCGGCAUGCUGUGGCAGUCAAGGACAACGUGAUGUACAUCUUUGGUGGAAAGGACUACUAUGGGACCCGGGACACCAUGUGCUCAGUGUUCAAGUGAGAGGAGGAUUCUUGCCUUUGGAAUUAGAGUGGGUGAGAGGGAAAGAACCAGGUUGCAAGUUCCGCGAUGUGAGAAGAGUUGUGGGUGGGGCAUGGGAAGGAUAAACAGGUCUUCAGAAUCAGUAUUUCAGCUGGGAGAUCAUCAGUACAGUUGCGUAGGCCAGAGUGGAGGUGGAUGUUUGGAGAAGUAGUCUAUUGAACAGGGUGAUAAGGGGGCAAAAGAGGGGUGGGGGGCAAAAGCAGGUGUCAGAGAAGACGUGCAGCAGUCAGAAUGUCCAUAACUGGUGCUGGCCUGACCUGCAGAGUUUUAUAGGGCUCUCCAGCCAAUCAGAAGACUGGGCUGGGAGCCAAUCAAAGCCUGGUACACAGGCAGUGAGAAAGAUUAGAAGACCCCCUCACAUCUUAUUCCUGAUUGGCUGCAGCUUCCACCAGGAGCAGCAGCCCCAAUAGGUUUUGGCCCAUCCCUGGGUUCCAGUAACAUAUGCCCUGGAUGUUAGUGAUUGACUGGCUCAAUAGAAUGAAAAAUAGAUCGUUGGUGUGCUGCCCUUCUAGCAAUACAUAGCUCUCUGAUCAGGUUCCUCAAACAGGAAGGGACACGUUGCCUUUGGCAGCAUUUGGCUGUCCAGAAAUUUGACAUGGAUGUUCUAAAGCCACUGUGGAAAAGGUGGAAAGAUGUGAAGGACAGACAACAUAAUGAGGGAUGCUUCUGAACCUUUAAUUUUAGGAACAGAUUCAGAGUUGCGGGGAUGUGGGGUUGCUUCCAAGCGCCAUCUUUGUUCCCUGACACUCCCCUCUUGCAGGUUCGACCCUCUCUGUGGGAGUUGGGAGCGGUUGGCCGACAUGACAAGUCACCGGAGCUACUUCCAGGUGCUCUACCAGGAUGGCUUUUUCUAUGCCUUAGGGGGCAGCUCCAACGAUGCCUACUGCCUGGAUACAGUGGAGUGCUAUGACCCCCAGACCAAUGCCUGGAGGUGAGGAAUUGUGUGUUGGGGGGGGGGGCUUUGUCAAACCUCACCUGGCGUCCAGUAUCGGGCACAGCGUUUUCAUCUGCAUAUAGACACAUGGAACGGGUUCAGAGGAGGGUAACCAUCAGGAAAACAAGUCCAAGAGCGAAGGAACUGGAUAAAUUUUAACCUGGGGAGUAAAAGACUGAGGUGGGACCCAGGUAACAAAUGAUUUUGGGGGUUGUGUGAGAGAGUGACAAAGUAAAAUAUUGAAAUGAGGAGCACAAGUUUCUCAGGAGCACAAAAAACGACAAUAGUGCCUGUACAUUUUGCCUUAAAUUUCAGGUUGUACAGAUGCUAGAAACUUUUAAAGUGGCAUCAAAUCACUUUACACAGUUGUGGCUUACCCUAAGAAACCUUGGGAAUUGUAGUUUCCUAGAGAAGUUAGACUGGCUAGACCUCCUUGUGUUCUUCCGCCAGCCGAUGAAGACCUUUAUAUUCCAACACGCUUUGGGGAACUGACUGUUUCUGAGGAAAGGGCUGGCACUGUGAUGCCCCUAUUGUUGCUGGUGUUGAGGGACCACCACCACCUCUUGCCAUUAUGAAUGGUUUAACUGUGUUGUGUGACUAAUAUACAUUUCCUCCUUGUUCCUUCCCACUAGGCCAUGUGAACCUCUGCCCGCUCCGCUCUGUGGCCACGCAGCCUGCAUCCUGGACGGAGUCAUCUACGUCUCCGGGGGCAGCGACGGCUCAUGCCGCUGCCAGUCUUCCCUGAUCCAGUACCGCCCGGGCGCAGCGCCCAUCCCGCUGGCCAUGAUGCGAGAGGAGCGCGCAGGCCACAACAUGGAAGCCAUGGGUGGGCACAUCUACGUGGCGGGAGGCCUGCGAUGGCGGGAUGGACACGGGGGCUACGCCGACCAGCUGGCCUGCGAAGUGUACAGCCCGGGCCUGGACGUGUGGGCCGCCCUUGCCCCUCUGCCACAGGCCCACGUCAUCGCCGCCUCCACCGUCUUGGACGGAGAGCUCUACAUCAUGGGAGGCUACAGCCACAACACCUAUCGCGACACCCACUUGAUCCACUGCUACAACCCGACCCAUGACCGCUGGGUCAGCGUCGGGACGCUGCCUCAGGCUUACGCAGACCUCAGGGCCUGCAUCUUAGAAGUUCCUCCUUCUCUGAGGAGGAAACAGCCCUCGCCCUUAGAUACGGCUAGUGUGGAGAUCCCUGCUGAUUCUUUGACAGAGUUGCCGUAUCAGUACUCCUGAGACACCUCCCCAGUUUUAUGUGGAAUCACCUGCACAGCUUUAAUAGGGGCAGAAACUCUAGGAAUGGUUUGAACAUGCAUGUGUGAUUUCUCUGUGAUUGUGCUGCAGAGGCAGGGGGAGCUGGCAGUCCUUUGCACAUUAACUGGACUCCAGCUCCCAUUAACCGUAGCCAGCAUGGCCGGCUGUUGAGGAUUAUAAGAGCCUAGCCUAAAAGGACCGCUAAUGGGUGCCAGGGUACCCACCUUCUAUGGGUGGGUCCCAGUGAUUAUCCCCUCAAAAAAAAAAACCCCAACAAGGCACAACAGAAAGUUCUGUCUCUCUGCUCAACUUGUGGCUGAGCUUCUCCUACAUUGAACGCACCCCUUAAAUGUGCUCACAUUUCAUUGGAUGAUGACUUGACACCCAACCUCUGUUCUGAACUGAGCAGUGCAAAGAGCUUCCCUCUCAGAGUGACUGUGACGGUGGCUGGUGUAGGUGAUGUGGCAGCCAUUUUGGGUCAUCUCACCUGCCUCAUGGCCCCAAAGAGGUUGGCAAUGCCUCGUUUCCACACCCCUGCUGUAUACUUCAGGGACUAGAGGACCCUCAAGGUCCCUUCCAACUCUACUGUCCUAUGAUACACAUGACUCACUUGAAAAAAACUUUGCAAGGGAGGUAAUGUGAAAAUUCUGCCUGAGGUGUUAAUACCGUUUGAUGCUGCAGUUACCAAGAAAUAACCAUGACUUGUGUGAACCAGCCUGGUGUUUCUAAUGGAACCACACCAAGCAAAAAACAAAGGGCAGCAGUGUUGUUUUUAAACCACCGCUGUAUUUCCACUACGCUUUGUUAAAGCUGCAUCUGUUGAAUUUCUGCCUGUUGUGCAGCUGUUAAAAAGGCAAGCACUUCUGUGAGGAACAAGCAGAGAGGCAAAAUGCUGUGGGUGAGGGUGGGGUAUCCCCCACUUCCUUCAAUGUGAUGAAGUUAUCAGAAGGAAGAGUUGAAUUCUUCAGUCUUGAUUGGGGUGGAAUAUUUUUGACUGGCAGGCCUUGAACUCUGUUAACACCCCUUGCUUGACUGCCUGGAGGAGAAAGAGGGUAAUAUUUAGAUUCAAUGCUGCACCCAUUUAGGCCCUGCCUACUGUUGCCCCCUCAGAAGAGAAAGCAGCCCACCCUCGGAGAAAAGUUCAUCACCCCCUGUGCUAGAUAGGGUUCCAUGCAAGAGCUUCUCUAUUAAGCGAUGAGUUGCAAAAUGAUGUGUAUACAACAAUUAAGCUGCCCACUAUUUAGCUUAUAACACAUGUUAUCGUAGGUGGUGUUUUGCUUGUUUUAAAAAAUAUGGCUGUGAUUAUUCCUGCUCUUAAGGCACAUUACUUCACUUUCCCAUUGGGGUUGCCAGCUUUUCUUCCUGGAUUUUUAAUGCUAUUGCACGGCCCUUGCCAGAUUUUCAAACGGGCCACUGCAGCUUUAAAGGCAGUCUGCAGACAAUGCUUGUGUUCCUGCUGGUGGAAACCUUAACCUGCUGAUUCAUGCAUAUCAAACAUCUGCUAAAGGGCCACCCUCUGCUAUACAUUUAAAGCAAUAUCUUACCACUUUAAACGGGUCAGGGUUUCCCCCAAAGAAUCUUCAAGCACAUUGCCUAUUCUUCUACAGUCCUUCAUUGCAUAUUUGUUGCGAGCAGGGAUUUUCAAUUCUGAUAAAUAUGAAAGAUCAGAAAAGAGAAAGGCUUCUUUGUGUUGACGAGAUGAGAGUUUGUUUCAGAUUAGACCUCUCAUUGAGUCUGUAUAGAUACUUAAGGCACAUAUGUAAGAGGCUUGUUUAUAUUUUGGCAAUGUUUUCGCCAAACGUAGCUGCAUUGUUGCAUACUUUAUGGAUGUCCCACAAUCAUUUUAUAAAGUAGCUGUUUUCUGUGCUACAAAUCAAGCACUGCCAGGAGUUUUUUCUUUCUUUUUGUUUUCUAAUGCAUUACUUAUCAAUAAAAAAUUCGGUGUGGUGUG
Podarcis lilfordi (Lilford's wall lizard) is the source of this 5841-nucleotide messenger RNA. NCBI's taxonomy places the organism in Eukaryota, Metazoa, Chordata, Lepidosauria, Squamata, Lacertidae. The record is from the annotation of a GenBank genome assembly.